Messenger RNA from Electrophorus electricus (electric eel), 4000 nucleotides. It is a transcript of the gene dhx30, whose product is annotated as DEAH (Asp-Glu-Ala-His) box helicase 30. The record is from RefSeq and is a predicted model, not a curated record. NCBI's taxonomy places the organism in Eukaryota, Metazoa, Chordata, Actinopteri, Gymnotiformes, Gymnotidae. Gene Ontology annotation, molecular function: RNA helicase activity; ATP binding; G-quadruplex RNA binding. Gene Ontology annotation, cellular component: cytoplasm; intracellular anatomical structure; nucleus.
CGGACUUUAGUAAAUAUGGCGGCGCACUGUAUGGCUGUCAUGCGGCUUAAGGCUCUCUUUAACCUUGGAACGAAAGCUUCAUUAGCCAGAAACAGAACCGGGCUGGACUGGACGUGGACCAGCCGGUACAGAACAAGAGCGGGGACAGCUCCCAGCGGUGGGGCAUCAGCCUCAGAAACAGGUCGAGGUGAGUCCGACCUCCUUAUGGAGUUUCCCCAAGCAAAGAGUCUUUUGCACUCGACUGUGUCCAGAUCACUGGGACAGUCUGAUGUCUCUCAGUACAUCCAGUACCACUGCACAGACGGGGAAGUUAAGAGGGCGACAGUCACGCUUCUCUGGCCCCAGAGGAUUGAAACGGAGGGGUUUGGCUCUCGGAAGGUGCAGGCAGAGCGACGCGCUGCAGCAGCCGCCUGCCGAAGGCUGAAGGAGCUGGGAAUCCUGAGUCCAGGGAACCAGCUGCCCAGCCGGAAGCGGUCCAGGAAGCCUGGAUGGCAGCCGUCCGUUUGGGAGGAUGCGGAGGAGGCCUUGGGUGCACCCGAAGACCUGGAGCUGAGCCGGACCUCGGCCAGCGGCAACCGGGGGACUGCGAGAAGCCCAGGAGUGAUGGACCCUAAGGUAGCAGAGGCUCUUUCCAUCUUCUCGAAUCCCAAGGCUCUUCUGGUGAAGGUCAUCCAAGUGGCCGCAUCAUCUAAUAGAGUCAAAGAGCUGCUACACUACAGGACAUCCGGCGGGAAGGUGAAGGAAUGUGAGCUCACCGUGCGCUGGCCCCAGCCCAUGACCUUCCGCGCGUGCGGCCGACGCAGGCUGGAGGCCGAGACCCACGCCGCUGCGCUAGCGUGCCUCCGGAUGAAGGAUCUGAAGCUGCUGGAUGAACAGAACAGUCCUCUGACCCAUGCCAAGUACCACCAGGAGGAGGUGCGGGAGGCAGGAAGGCGUGAGAAGCGGCCGUGCCGUCUGGAGAUACCCGAGCACCUGCAGCGCGGCAUUCAGGAGUACCUCGCUGAGUAUCCUGUGAACGCAGAGGCGCAGAAACUGUGGGACGAAGAGGAAGAGCGAUCUGAGCAGCGGCAGUCUUCCUCGCUCAGUGAGGAAGAUGAGGACAACGAGGGUGAUCGUGUCCCUGAUGCCAUUACCGGCAGACCGUACCGCCCCCUGAGCACACAGGAGGCCAAACAUCUGAGCGACAGCCUCCUCAGACAGUGGGAGAAGGCGGGUCCAGCGCAGGGGGCGGAGCUUCCAGUAGACUUUCACCGGGAAAAGCUGGUGGCGGCGUCGGAGGCCUCCCGGGUCGUGGUGGUAGCCGGGGAGACGGGCUGCGGGAAGACCACGCGUAUCCCACGCUUCCUACUGGAGGGGCACAUUAUGGCAGGCGAGGGUGCCCACUGCAACAUCCUGGUCACACAGCCUCGCAGAAUCAGCGCGGUCUCGGUGGCUCAGCGCGUGGCUCAGGAAAUGGGCCCCGCCCUCCGCCACGCUGUCGGCUACCAGGUGCGCCUGGAGUCGCGGCCUCCGGAGCGCAGCGGCGGGGCGCUCCUCUUCCUGACGGUGGGCGUGCUCCUGCGCAAGCUGCAGGCGGACGGGGCGCUGCGGAGCGUGAGCCACGUGCUGGUGGACGAGGUGCACGAGCGGGACGUCAACACGGACCUGCUGCUGGCGCUGCUGCGUACGGCGCUGACCCGUAACCCACGCCUCCGCGUGGUGCUCAUGAGCGCCACGGGCGACACGCAGCGCCUGGCCGACUACUUCGGCGGAUGCCCUGUGCUGCGCGUGCCUGGGUCCAUGCACCCCGUGCGGGAGAGGUAUCUGGAGGAGGUGCUACAGGAGAUGGGGCGCCCUCCGGUGGCGAAAGGGAGCAUGCAGGGACAGAAUGAUGCGGGUCCUGACCUUGAUUUGGUAGCAGAUGUGAUCGACCACAUUCACCUGCAGGGAGAACCAGGUGCUGUGCUGUGCUUCCUGCCUGGCUGGCAGGACAUAAAGUCUGUGCAGCAGAGGCUGGAGGAGAAACGGGCCUUCAGAUCGGGCUCACAGGUCAUCCUACCACUACACUCCAGCAUGUCGGUGGCAGACCAGCAGGCUGUGUUCCAGCGUCCCUUGGAGGGCCGCCGCAAGAUUGUCCUGGCCACCAACAUCGCAGAGACGUCUAUUACCAUCGAUGACAUAGUGCACGUAGUGGACGUGGGGUCUCAGAAGGAGCAAAGCUAUGACCCCAGGACCAAGGUUUCAUGUUUGGACACAGUCUGGAUCUCGCACUCAAAUGUCAUUCAGCGGAGAGGCAGGGCAGGCCGAUGCCAGCCUGGCCACGCCUACCACCUGUUUCCACGGCAGCAGCUGGAGACCAUGACCACAUUUCCUGUCCCUGAGAUUCAGCGCACCCCCCUGGAGAGCCUUGUAGUUCAGGCUAAAAUCCACAGUCCACAUAUUAAGGCUGAGGACUUCCUAUCCCAGGUGCUGGACCCUCCAGACGCAGGGGCAGUGAGGGACGCCGUGAAGACCCUGCAGGACAUCGGGGUGCUGGACGAGGCAGAGUGUCUUACCCCACUGGGCGAGCGAGUGGCGUGCGUGUCCUGCGACCCACGCCUGGCGAAGGCUCUCGUCCUGUCCGCCCUGUUCCGCUGCGUCCUGCCCAUGCUGUCCGUGGCUGCCUGCCUGACCCGAGACCCGUUCUACAACAGCCUGCAGAACCGCGCCCUCGUGGCCAAGGCUAAGGAGGCCCUGAGUGGCUCUAGCUGCAGUGACUAUGUGGUGUUCAGCAGGGCUGUCCAGGGCUGGCGGGAGACGUCCCACAGAGACAGUCGGCAGGAAUACCUGGACUCUUACAGUCUGUCAGGAGCCAGCCUGUGGUUUAUCCGUGGCCUCACUCAGCAGUUCAGUGAGAAUCUGGUGGAGGCGGGGCUUGUGGCUCAUUCUGCCGAUUGUCUCCGCCCCUCGACCCGGGUCAACCACUGCAGCCGUGAGGAGCAGCUUUUUAAAGCUGUGCUGUUUGCAGGCUUUUACCCAAACCUCAUACAGGUGAAACGAGGCACUGUGACCAAAGGAGGCCGGUUUCGUCCUGACAACCUGUCCUACCGCACCAAGAGUGGGCCUGUGUUACUCCACCGGUCAACGGUCAACAGGGGUGAGAAGCAGCUCCCCAGCCGCUGGCUCACGUUCUUCUCUGCGGUCAAAUCAAACGGAAAUGUCUUCAUAAGAGACUCGUCCACCGUGCACCCACUGGCCCUUCUCCUCCUGACCGACUGUGACCUGGUGGAGAGAGUGUAUGAAGACAGGGCGGAGGUGUCUCUGCCAGAACAUUCUCUCGUGCGAUGGGAGAUGUCUGCUCAGAGCUGGGAGCUGCUGUGGGAGUUCCGCACAUCCAUUCAGGCCAUGAUUUACCGCAACCUCCGACCUUUGACCUGCGACUCGGUGUGUGAAGACAGCACCGCUCAAGAUGGUCAUCUGAUCUCUUUACUGGUGGACCUCCUGAACAGCACCGAUCCAGACUCUAAUGGUGAUGACCAGAGUGAUGCCGAAUGAUGGGGCUUUUGCCAGUGUUUCACUGGGACAGUGGAAGGCAACGUUACAUGCAGCUACAGCAUUCUGUAUGACCCAAAAGAAAGAACAUGCGAAGCACUUGGGCGUGUUUUUAUCCUGGUACUGCUCCUUUGCUGGGAUCUCCUGAGCAUGUCCAUGCUUUGCCCUCUCACCCCAGAAUGGUGUCUGCAGAUGGAUGAACAGUGAAUAAGGCGAAAGUAGCACCUUCCAUGGAAGGCAUGUGCAGUCCGCUUGGCCCUACAGCUGUGAAGAAGAACUGAAUGUAUGGACGAGGGGACAGUAUGUGAGGCAACAGUUACCUAGUAAUUGAAAAGCAGAAGCUAUUUGAACUAAGAUCAAACGUUAAUGUUAUUCAUCCUGUCACCCUUACCGUGCUGAAAGCGCAUUUAUUUAUUGCCUUUUUUUAUUUUUGUCAUUAUAAUUGAUGAUGAUACUGAAUGAUAAUGAUGCAAUGAAAUGUAUAGUGUCA